Pezoporus flaviventris is the source of this 1049-nucleotide messenger RNA. It is a transcript of the gene TMEM170B, whose product is annotated as transmembrane protein 170B. The record is from RefSeq and is a predicted model, not a curated record. Lineage: Eukaryota; Metazoa; Chordata; Aves; Psittaciformes; Psittacidae. Gene Ontology annotation, biological process: negative regulation of canonical Wnt signaling pathway. Bases 37 to 360 code for a protein of 107 amino acids. The transcript is spliced from 3 exons. Gene Ontology annotation, cellular component: plasma membrane.
AGCGGCGGAGGAGAGGCCGCUGGACCACCCGCCACGAUGAAGGUGGAAGCGGGGGACAACUCCAUGAUCAAUCUGUCUGUGCAGCAAGUGCUGAGUCUAUGGGCUCAUGGCACCGUCCUCCGCCACCUCACCGAGAUGUGGUACUGGGUCUUCCUCUGGGCUCUCUUCUCCUCUCUCUUUGUCCAUGGUGCUGUGGGAGUAUUAAUGUUUGUGAUGCUGCAGAGGCAUAGGCAGGGGAGACUGAUCUCUGUCAUUGUGGUCAGCAUUGGAUUUCUGGGCUCUGUAACAGGAGCAAUGAUAACCAUUUCCUGGAGCAUCUUGACUCUUCUUCAUUGCAAGAGGCUGUUGUGCUACCACUGAUCAAUGGCUUGCUGUCUUUCACCAAGUUAAACUAUAACACUGCUAUUAAUGAAAUGCAUACACAAAGCUUUUCUUGAUGAACUUCAUCAUUUUAAUUGCCGUGCCAGUGAAAUUGUUGCCAUUAUAACCUUUCCCCUUUGAAAAGGAGAGAUCUUUGCAAAUAUCAAGUUAUGCCUUCUGCCAAAUAAUUUUUAUCAUUGUAAUAACUUCUACAACACUGUUAGGUGCUUAGUUGUCUCUGCUUUAUAUGGCUGUAUUGCCUUGCACAGUGAAUAGGCAGAUAAUGUAAUGCCUAAGUGGCUUAAAAGAGAAGUAUUUGAUAGAAAAUUGUUUUUAACUAUUUCUUGUGAGGAAUAUAUGAGGACAGAUAGGUUGUCAAUGAAGUAGUAUUUGAUCAUACUAUGAACUUAACUGUGUGAUAACUCCAGUAGUAGAAGGAAGUGUAAGUGGCCUUAUGUCUAUGAUAGUUUGAAGUUUCAUUCCACGUCCUUAGAAACAGUAUUGUUUAACAUAAGGUGCUCCAGUGAGUGCAAUGUAUGCAUAUAUGUAUUGUUUAUAUAUGAAUAAUGUUUUUGCGGUGUGUUUGAUACCUUAUGGAUGCUAGAAAUCGAAAUAACUUUUCCAAGAAAGAAAAAAUUAUUUCAGGUAACUGGUUUUGGCUUUAUUGAUUUUAUUUUUGGUUUCAUUUU